CAAACCGCAGUACAUCAUUCGAAAAGAAAUUCCAUUAUGAAUUUUCCUAUUUUCGGUAUUUUAUUAAUUUGUGCAGUAGGUGUGAAGUCACAAUGUUGGUGGUCUGGUUGCCAACCGAAUUCGUGGGCUGAACGGGGCUGUUUUCCUAGUAGUGAUUGGCAUCAAACAAAUAUCCAACCUUGUAGUAACGGUGAUAUGUAUUAUUGCUGUCCAGGAGGAUCAGCUAGUCCACCAGUUCAGGCUCAGGAGUCUGGACAAUGUUCAUGGUAUGGUGCUGAAGGAGAAAUACCUCCCGGCUAUGUAUUACCGUCUGGUGAAACUUUUGAUAGAUUUGCAAUGAAAGCUGCUCACAAAACGUUACCAUUUGGCACUCGCAUACGUGUGACGAAUAAGAACAACGGAAGAAGCGUCGACGUUACAAUAAACGACAGAGGUCCUUUUGUGCAAGGAAGAAUUGUUGACCUAACAUUCGGGGCAUUCGGACUUAUAGAUAAUACCGACGUUGGAGUAGUGCCAUGCUCCUAUGUCACUAUUUGAUUAUAAUACGUUGAUUCCAAGUUUGAAAUAAACUAGUUGUUUUGAGUGACAACUCUGGAAGGUU
Bradysia coprophila is the source of this 601-nucleotide messenger RNA. RefSeq lists its product as uncharacterized. Lineage: Eukaryota; Metazoa; Arthropoda; Insecta; Diptera; Sciaridae. The record is from RefSeq and is a predicted model, not a curated record.